Molecule: messenger RNA, 1655 nt
Organism: Tribolium castaneum (red flour beetle)
Lineage: Eukaryota; Metazoa; Arthropoda; Insecta; Coleoptera; Tenebrionidae
Gene: Ifrd1
Product: Interferon-related developmental regulator 1
Exons: 6
Coding region: 212-1504 (430 amino acids)
Source: RefSeq, a predicted model, not a curated record
GCGCCUUGUCGCUGUCAUCGCGAAGUUGACCGUCUCGUGUUCAACUGGAAACAUGUUAUUGAGUUUUAUUCCAAUUUUAUCUCAAAUUAAAUGUCAGGUGUCGAGUGCAUGUGUAAAAGAUUGCUUAACAAACAGUUUACCGUCUUGAUCUAGUGCGAAAUUAGCUGUUUUAUUUAGUAAAUUUAAGAAAAAGUUUAUUUAAUUGUCGACCAUGCCGAAAGGGAAACGAAAAGGAAAGUCUGAUCGUGGUCGUUUCGAUGGCUCUUUGCACACCUCGGACGACGAUUCGUACAAUGACAACAACAGCGUCAUCAGCAGCUACUCGGAGAAUAAGAGUCUCGAGGACGGCGAGGACAUCGAGGAGUUCGCUCACGAGCAGUUCGAGGAUAAACUGAUCGAGAUGUUGGACGGUUUGAGUCAGAAGUCGUCGCAGGGGAGGAUCAACUGUAUCCAGUCGCUCCGUAAAGCUCUGAUUAAGAAAUACGUCCCCAAUUUCGUCAAAGAGAGACACUUUACGAUCUGUGACAGUAUCGAGAAGAGCUUGAAGAAAGGGGGCGGUUUGGAGAAGGCAGCCGCCGCCGAGUUGGCACCCUUGAUUAGCGUGCAACUGGGGGAGGAAGAUGCGGGCGAGAUUGUCGAUAAGACCUUGAGACCCGUUUUGAUGACUGUGGCUUGUGAUGGCUCGGUUGGGGCGGCUGCCAGGGCCAAGUGUUGCCUCGCUUUGGGUAUGAUGGGUUUCCUGUCGGGCCGCCAACUGGGCGAUACUUUGUCUCUCAUGCAAAAUUUGGAAACCAUUUUCUCGGCCAGUUAUCUAAAAGGCGACGGCUCCAUUCCUAACGUAACUGCGGAAGUUGCGAACUUGCACGCAGCCGCGUUAAGUGCAUGGACCUUAUUGCUGACCAAUAUGCCACUAGGGAGUCUCACCGAUUUAAUGGACAGCAAAGCCUUACCAUCGCUAGAUCAGUUAUCUGAACUGUUGGAAUCGCCGCACCUAGAAGUCCGUUUAACGGCAGGUGAAGCCCUAGCGCUGAUUUUUGAAGAAGGGAGGAAAGACAGUGCGGAUUUUGCUGACGACUUUGCAGUCUAUAUCACAGAUGUGAUUAAGAAACUGGCCACGGAUUCGCAUAAAUAUCGCGCGAAGAAGGACCGCAAACAACAGAGGGCCACGUUCAGGGACAUUCUUUCAUACAUUGAAGACGAUGUUGUUUCCGACGUGACUGUGAAGUUUGGUCGGGAAGUCCUGAUGUUGGACACGUGGGCGCGUAGGAAACAGUACGACGCCUUGUGUACCGUUUUAGGGCCUGGAAUUAACAUCCAUUUGGGGGAGAAUGACCUUCUGAGGGACAUAUUUGAGAUUACAGCCCCCAUAGUGCAGCCACAUGACACACCAGCGCACGCACAACAACACAUGGAGAGGUGUCGCAAGCGAUUACUUAAUGCCGCAGCGUUUAAAGCAAGGACGAUAUCACGGGCGAAAAAUCGGGACAAGCGAUCAGACUUUUAAUGCAUAUUAUGGGAUAUUUAUGUAUUUAUUUUAGCUCAAUUAUAUACCGACAGUAGCCGAUUUUGUUUUUAUCUGUAGCAGUAGCGAGAAUUUGUUGUCAUUAAUUAUUUGAAAUUUGUAAAUACGUUUAUGAAUAAAUUUACAAAUUUAA